AAGCAUACAUAUAUUUGUCGUCUGCAUUGGACAGUCGGUCGAAUCGUCGCUUUCAUAAAGUGUUAUAUAUAUUCGUAGCUGUGCGCGGAUUUCUUCAGUGUCCGCUUGCCAACGUUUACACUCUGUCGUCUGUUUUUUAACAUUGAAAGGCAAUACAAGGUAGUAGAUCAUGUCUGAGACGUUCCUCAUCAAACACCGGUCAAAUGGGAAGUUUUUCCAUCCAAAGGGUGGAGAGAGCAACCCUGGCAAUGGCACAAGUGUCGUUCUCCACAGCGACAUACACGCCAACAUGCACUGGCGCUUUCGCAAAGAAACGGACUACUGGGGCUACAUCGAACACGUCGCCAGUGGCAAGUGCAUCCAUCCGAAGGACGGCAGUCUGACUCCCGGGAACGGAACUAGACUGGUCGUCCACAGUGACCGCCACUAUGGCGCACUUUUUGCUCUCGAUGGCAAAAACGAUCACGUUAUUCACAAGGGCGGCAGAUAUGCGCAUCCAGAUGGUGGACGUCCUGACCCCGGUAAUGGAACUACUGUCGUCCUCCAUUCUGACAUACACGAUGCCAUGCGCUUCCAGUUUGUGUCACCACAAGACCCUAGUAAAGAGAUCCUUGUGUACGGCAGCCCAAACGUCAUCGGGAAGUGGGAGAUAAUCAAUGCCGUUAUCAACCCGAAGGCCGAGCAUAAGAGUACAAUAUCUGUCAAGAUUGGCAAGUCCAAGACGGAAAGCACGACUUCUACGUUUGAAUACAAAUGGGAGUCUUCAUUCGGCGUGGAGAUUAAGGCAAUCACAGCCUCCGUGAGUCAAUCGGUGAGGUUUAUGAUUGAGAAAACUUCGUCUGAAACAUGGACAGAGGAAAAAACAAGAACAAAGGAGAUUACCGUGUCACCUGGAAACACCGUCGUAACCUGGCAGUACAAGUUCGCCGUGGAGCAGAAUGAUUCACGUGCCCUGUUCCAGAGUAAUCUAUUGGCUGACACCGACAGCGAGACCACUGUUCCACGUGAAUUCAAAUACAGCGUCUAAUCAGCUUAGACUUGUUGACAACGAAACCGUUACGCUUGGAUAGUUAAUCAGCAUAUUAAACACUUAUAUAUAGCUCAUCAAAGAUCGACUAGCCAUAUGUAAACAUAGUAAACAUACGUUAAAGACAUAUUUGGACUGAAUACAUUUUAUAAACCUGUAGAAGAUAUAACCAGAAGUGCCAAUCGCCGAAUGGGCAUCGCCCGAGUGAGAAUAUAAAGACUCUUACCUACACACAUUUUUUUCUCCACUUGAUUAUUCGUCAAAUCGCUUUUGCAUGCAUUCUUUAUGUAAACGUUUUUUAUAUAAAUAAACUAUCUUUGAAAAUAUAACGCAUGCAUCAAUAUUGAGUCAAAUGGACACGGACAUCUGUUUCAUUUAAAUUUGAAUAAAUAAUCUAGGGGUUUUCAUGAUCACACACGUUUACAAUGAUUCAGCCCCUCCCCUAAAAUGUCGAUAUACCUUAUUUUUGUCGAAGUCGUGGAAAAUUAUCCAAUGAAUAAACCAGAAUGCAUUAUUUCUGACCAAAUGUUCUGGAACGAGGACCCAACCCCUUUUCUCUCUUGAGCCAUAUUUUGACGAUUUGACAGUCCGUUUUCUGGGAAGGCGUUGUACUCCGAAGUUUCGACUUCUCCAAAUAUACUCAUUGACCCCCAAUCCCCUAGAAAUUAUAUAUUCUUGAUAAUGUGUUGCUUUUUGUGCUCUUUAGAUAAUGUUUUAAUAAAUCGGGAAUAGUCGGCAA
Molecule: messenger RNA, 1766 nt
Organism: Mya arenaria
Lineage: Eukaryota; Metazoa; Mollusca; Bivalvia; Myida; Myidae
Product: galactose-binding lectin-like
Exons: 4
Coding region: 170-1027 (285 amino acids)
Source: RefSeq, a predicted model, not a curated record